UCAAAGGUUUGCGUAAUUUGUUUGUGAUCAAAGAAAGCGUUGCACGAUUAUUUUUUUUCUUUUCUUAGUGGCAAAGUUUGCGAGAUCCAAGAACUCUCUCAUACUCUCUCUUCUGUGUUCACAUUCUCUUUUCCCAUUCAUCCAUCGCCAAGAACUGAAUCACACAAAGUUUGUAUUUUUUUCUCAUUCUAACUCCUCAAUCUUUUCCAGGUUGCUUUUUGGAAGGAACGAAGUUAGAAAGAAUGGUGAGAACGCCAAGAAGAGGAGGGCAGAGAUCAAAGGGGAUUAAGGUGAAGCAUUGUAUUCAAUUGACUCUGUUGCUUAGUGUUGGAAUAUGGCUGCUUUAUCAGAUGAAGCAUUCUCAUGAGAAGAAAUCUGAGUUUGUUGAGAGUUCUACUAAGAUUCUUGUUGAUGAUGAUGAUAACAAAGUUGUUAAGCUUGGAAGGAAAGAUAUUCUUAACCCUAGAGUUGUUGAGACGACCAAUGUGAAGGAUGAAGUUGAAGUUGAAGAUGAGAUUGUAGAUAGGGAGGAGGAAAGAAUCGAGGAUAAAGCAGUGGUAGAAGGGGAUAAUAACGAGAAGGAAACCGAAGGUAUUGGGAACGAGGAGGAUUCAAACAAUGGAGAUAGUGAGAAGAAGGUUGUUGUUGUUGAUGAGAGUGAAGAAGCUAGAGAGAUGAAUUACAAGGGAGAUGAUGCGUCCAGUGAGGUAUUGCAUGGGACGACGAGUGAGGUGAAGAGCAAUGAAAAGGUUGGUGUUGAGGAAGAGGGUAAGUCUAAGACUACUGAGAGUGUUAGUUUCCAUGAAGAUGAGUCAGGUCCAAAGACUGGUGUAUUGGUGGAGGGUUCUGUUAUUAAACAAGUUUCUUCCAACACAACUGAGAAUGGAGAGAUUGGUAGUGAUGAUGGUGAGCAGCAAGAGACAAAGAGUGAGUCUGAGUCAAAGACUGGGGAGAAGCCAGAAGGUGAGAAGGGGUUUUCUGAUUCGAACGGUGAAUUGCCUGAUGAGACUAAACAGUCAACUUCCAAUGCAACUGAGACUACAGAGACUUCUGGGAGUGAUGAGUUGGGAUCGAGUGGGAAAUCCACUGGUUAUCAACAGACGAAGAACGAAGAAGAUGAGAAGGAAAAGGUAGAAUCUUCUGAACACUCAUCUGUAGUGGAAAGCAAAGUCAAAGAAUCCGAGAAGAAAGAGAAAGAAGAGUCCUCGUCACAAGAGGAAGAACCCAAGAAAAGUGAGGAAGAAGAGUCUUCAUCUCAAGCGGAUAAUGAAACCAAAGAAGCUGUAAAACAGGAGAAAGAAGAGUCUUCAUCUCAAGAGGAGAGUAAAGAGGAACAACCUGAGGAAAAGAAGAAAGAAGAGUCUUCAUCUCAAGAGGAAAGCGAAAAGGAACAACCUGAGAAAAAGGUGAAAGAAGAGUCUUCAUCUCAAGAGGAUAAUGAAAUUAAAGAAACUGAUAAAAAGGAGAAGGAAGAGUCUUCCUCUCAAGAGGAGAAUGCAAUCAAAGAAACAGUGAAGCAGGAGAGAGAAGAGUCUUUAUCUCAAGAGAAGAAUGAAAACAAAGAAACUAUGAAACAAGAGAAAGAGGAGUCUUCAGUAUCAACGGAAAAGGAAAACACCAACAGUGAGAAGAAAAUUGAACAGGUGGAAUCUACUGAUUUUUCAAACGCACAGGAGAAGAGCACUGACGAACAGAAGACUAAUGAAAGCCAGAGUGAAUCCGGCAAUGGAAAUGGCAAUUCGGAUUCUGAUAAAAAGGAAACAGAGAAUGAUACAGCAAAAACAGAGUCAGAGAAAGAGGAAAACAACAAGAAUGGCGAAACAGAGGAAAUCCAAAACCAUCAAGAACAGACCAGUGAAUCCGGCAAUGGAAGUGGCAACUCAGAUUCUGAUAAAAAGGACACAGAGACUGGUAUUGCAAAAACAGAGUCAGAGAAAGAGGAAAACAACAAAAACGUCAAGACAGAGGAAAUCCAUAACCAUCAAGAACAGACCAAGUCCGCUUUGGAUGAUAGUCUGCCUCAACCUAAGGAUACUCGAACUGAUCUAGAAACUCUUUCUGAAGCGAGCAACGGAUUAUCCAGCAACAAAGUUGCUGCUCUGUGAUGAUGUUUCUUAAAGAAGUGAAGUUGUUAUGUAUUGGUAUUAGCCAUAUUCUGUACUAUCCAGUUUUCACCAUAUGACGGGUCUUAAGUCCCAAUCAGUAGUAUUGAGUUUUUGAUAGUUAUCAAUACAUACUCUUAUAUCUAGUUCUGCCCCAGUCUCACUCUAUUAUCAUCAAAAAGUUUUCUUUUUUUUUAUUGAGAUUGAAUCACAAGAGAUUUGAAGGACACAAGUCUUGGAUAAUAAACCAAGCAGAGUAUAAAUUCUUAUUCCCAACAAAAGAAA
Camelina sativa (false flax) is the source of this 2387-nucleotide messenger RNA. RefSeq lists its product as uncharacterized. The record is from RefSeq and is a predicted model, not a curated record. Lineage: Eukaryota; Viridiplantae; Streptophyta; Magnoliopsida; Brassicales; Brassicaceae.